Molecule: messenger RNA, 972 nt
Organism: Chenopodium quinoa (quinoa)
Lineage: Eukaryota; Viridiplantae; Streptophyta; Magnoliopsida; Caryophyllales; Amaranthaceae
Product: 1-aminocyclopropane-1-carboxylate oxidase homolog 1-like
Exons: 3
Coding region: 1-972 (323 amino acids)
Source: RefSeq, a predicted model, not a curated record
AUGGAAGCCCAAAAUGCCAUCAAUAAUGAAACAAAAAGUAGCUAUGAUCGAAUUUAUGAACUCAAGGUGUUUGAUGAAGGAAAACUUGGUGUCAAAAGGCUUAUAGAUGCUGGUAUACAAAAAGUUCCUAGCAUGUUUGUUAGACCGCUUGAGGAUCGUGAAAAAGAUUUUGAUACAUGUUCUGAAAAUAUAAGUGUGCCAAUAAUAAACUUUGCUGAUCUUGGUGAAAACAAUGAUCGAAUUGCUGAGAUUGCCAAGGAAAUAAUAAUGGCAUCAAAUGAGUGGGGAUUUUUUCAAGUUAUAAACCAUGGGAUCCCUAAUGAAUUGUUAGAAAAGAUGAUUAAGCGAACUAAAAUGUUUCAUGAACAAGAUGAUGAGGAUGUGAUGUUGGAGUUUAUUGAUCACAUCCAUAUGCUCGGUAAUGGCAUACUUAUGAUAAUAUCAAUCGGUCUAGGACUUGAACCCGAUUGUCUUGAAAAUAUGGCAAAAGGUACAAAAAGUUGGGCCAUAGCUAAUAAUUAUUAUCCAUCAUGUCCACAACUAGAAUUGACCUUGGGAACUGCUGCCCAUAUUGAUACUUCAUUUAUCACAAUACUCUUACAAGACAAUAUUGGUGGACUUCAAGUACUUCAUGAUAACAAAUGGGUUAAUAUUGAGCCUGUUACUGGUGGUUUGAUUGUUAACUUCGGAUCAAUACUUCCGGCAUUACUUCUUUCCAUUAUGAUAACUAACGACAUAAUAAAAGCUGCAUGUCAUAGAGUGAUUGCUAAAAGUGUUGGACCAAGGAUCUCUAUUGCAUUCUUUUUCAGUGGUAUUAUGACAUCUGAGAAGAUACUUGGUCCAAUAAAGGAGCUAACAUCAAAAGAAAAUCCACCCAUUUAUAGGAAUUUCUCAAUUGAGGAAGCGAUAAUAAACUUGUUCUCAAAUUCACUUGAUGUAGUUGGAGCCGACCUCGAUUAUUUUAGAAUUUAA